AUGAGUAAUCCCUGUCGUAACAAUCCAUGCUAUUAUGGUAGUACCUGUCAAGUUGGAUUCACAAGGAAAGGUUUUCGCUGCAUCUGCCCCAUUGGAUUUCCUUCAAUAAGAUGCUUUAAAGCCAAGUCUUGCAGCGACGUAAAGACGCUCGACCCAGCAGUUAAAACCGGCCCCUAUGUCAUAGAUUCUGAUGGUGAAGGAGGAUUGAUACCGUUUAAUGUCACCUGUAACAUGACUGACAAGGAUGGUGUUGGCGUAACAGUAAUAGGUCAUAACAGCGAAAAUAAAACAAAGGUGGACAAAUGUCAAAAACGAGGCUGUUACUCACGUAACAUCCUCUAUACAGGAGCGAACUUUUUUCAACUAGAGAGUCUUACCAAGGCUUCGUUGUUCUGUGAGCAGUUCAUCAAGUAUGAAUGCAAAGCUUCAAAGAUAUUUCCUAAGCCCAAAAACAAAUCUUCAAUCAGACCUUUCGCCUGGUGGAUGUCACGGGACUUUAUCAAAAUGACAUAUUGGGACGGAGCAGCAGCUGAUAGAAGAAUGUGCGCAUGCGGAAUAAAAGGCACGUGCGCAAAAGGAGACAAGUCUCGAUGCAACUGUGAUGCGAAUGACAAAAAAUGGCGUGAAGACAGUGGCCUCCUCACUAACAAGAUACAUCUACCCGUCAAGCAGCUGAAGUUUGGAGAUACGGAUCUCAAACACGAGGAGGGUUACAAUACCUUAGGAAAGUUUAAGUGCUAUGGAACUGCCUAGUUGUAAUUAUGUUGCUGAACUUGCUCUUCUUCAACUUUGAAUAUAUAUAUAGCAUGGUCAAGUUGUUCGAGAUACGAUUACUACUUGAUGACACCUUGUAUCUAGCCUUAGUAUGAUCUCUUACUGAGUUUUUAAGUUUUCAGUUCAAGUUAUACAUUGCAAUAUUUCCACUGCUAAGGCUCAGUUAAGUUAAGAUAAGUUAACAAACGCUUGUUGAGUAGUCAGUAUUAAUAAUCAGAGUGGCAAAGGCUCGAAUCAGUGGUUGGGAGAAGAUCGAGUUUUAUCGUGAGGAGUAUUACUGUACUGCAAACUGAAAAAACAAUCUUGAUCCAGAAACGAAAUUGUUCUUCUGUAAAAUAACCUCACUGAAACAAUUGACUUGAAAUUCGCGGCUCAAGGAACUAAGACUGGUCAUUUAAUUGCUUCU
This is a messenger RNA of Stylophora pistillata, 1180 nucleotides long. Its product is annotated as neurexin-4-like. NCBI's taxonomy places the organism in Eukaryota, Metazoa, Cnidaria, Anthozoa, Scleractinia, Pocilloporidae. The record is from RefSeq and is a predicted model, not a curated record.